Molecule: messenger RNA, 3935 nt
Organism: Neurospora crassa OR74A
Lineage: Eukaryota; Fungi; Ascomycota; Sordariomycetes; Sordariales; Sordariaceae
Exons: 2
Coding region: 878-2839 (653 amino acids)
Biological process (GO): regulation of transcription by RNA polymerase II
Cellular component (GO): RSC-type complex; nucleus
Molecular function (GO): DNA binding; DNA-binding transcription factor activity, RNA polymerase II-specific
Source: RefSeq, a predicted model, not a curated record
GUUGGUGUUUGCCUGCGCGCGUUGGUCGUCGACACUAGGCCAGCGGUACUGCGUACAUGUUGACUAGACCUGUACAAUGUACAAGACUCCGUGGCGUACACCUUGCUUGUGUUGCUGUCUGGAUCCUCUUCUUCCUGCUCUCAUCCCCGUUGAGCUGGCAACACCUCACACGGCGCAAAUCACAGCACGUCUUGUCAUCAAACCAUCUCCUUCUUCUUCAACCGCCGAUAUCACCACUCUAGGUUGCUUCUAGGCCAGACAAGACUCGCUCCCUCACUUCUUCUCGUCCUGUAAGUCCCUGUUGUGAUUUGUCUUUCUGGAUUCAGGUUGCCUGUCCUUGCCGCCUUCAGUCUUACUAGGGAUCCGCGAGACCAAGGUGAGCCGACACAUCGUCACUUCGCCCGUGUCUCGCUCUCCCGCUCCCGCCCGUAUCUUCCCAAUCUCAUCGAACCCUGUAGCCCCUGUCAGCUCGCCCCUCCGGGCGGCUUGCUCACUCUUAAACUGGUUAAGCCCCCUCCGCCCCGAACAGUUCACCCCCUUGCUCCUUCUUAGCCCUGGUAUUCCGCUUGACCCACACGUUCUUUCAUAACAACCGAGAGUCUGCCGCCUUCUCGUUCAUCUGACCCUCAGUCACUCCUUCCUGCAAACUCAUCAGCCCUUUAUCAUCAUCCCAACCCGAGACAGAGAGUCGUCUGAGAGAGCACUUGUAUAGACGCCAGCCGGUCUCCUGGGUUUCCUUGACUGACAACAGGAUCGCUCUUAUGCUGUAGUUCUGGAACUCGAGUCUCUGACUUGAUCGCUCAUACUGCCAUAUCUAGUCGGCAGAAUCACUAAUCUGCCUCUCGCCCAUCUCCGCGGUGUCGACGAACUAGGGACAAUGGAUCCGGAACUAUUGAAGUAUUACCAGCAGCAAUACUACCCGGGCAUGGGCUUUGCUGGCCCACAACACACACAACACCAUGGGCCCCAGUAUCAAGUCUGGAGUCCUAACAGCUACCAAUGGACGGUUCUUCAACAGCAGAGGGCAGCGAUGAUGGUGGGGCCAGGAAGCUUACACCCUUCGAAGCAAACAGAGCCCAAGCCUAGGUUGGCAAAGGACGAGGUCGAGCUACUGGAACGAGAGUUUGCCAAGAACCCGAAGCCAAACACCAGUCUCAAACGUGAGCUGGCUGAACAGAUGGGUGUUGAGGUUCCAAGGAUCAAUAAUUGGUUCCAAAAUCGACGAGCGAAGGAAAAGCAGAUGAGGAAAACAGCCGAGUUUGAAGCACAACAAGCGAGAGAAAGAGCAGAGUCCGAAUCCAAACCCUCCGGCGACCAGGACCAAGGCGCCGUCACCGAGUUUUAUGGUCUAAGCAACCGCCAUCAGCCCCUGGGCCUAUCGACCGCUUCCAUCGGGAGCGAGGAUGGCGCCAACGACGACCAGUCUGAUCGGCAGCGCCCAAAUCUCGAGCAGUCAGAUCUGGCUUUGGCUGGAAAUGCGUCGGCAGCGGCUACGCAAAGUAACGCCUCCCCAUCUGGAUCAAAUAGCGAUGGGUUUGCUCCUGCUGAUUACAACACGCCACACUCGUCCGGACCCCGUGGGUACGGGCUUGUCAGCCAUGCUACACCAACAACCGUCUCGAAUUCAUACGGCUCAGCUUCGAACCAUAUGCAGUAUUCACAGCCAGCCCCAUACUCAUACGGUCUUAAUGGGCCACCACGACCGGUGGAUGGUCUUCCAAUAGCCACCACCAUGCCACAGCAUAAUAGUCUGCUUGGUGAAGCAAAUCAAUUUGGAUCUUACACUGAGCGAACCAUGUUUAUGCACCCUUCCGACGGACCAUUUACAUCGCAAAUGGGAGGCCAGGAUGGAAUUGGAAAUGGCACUGCUGACCAUCCAACGGUCCGCAUGUCGAUCGAGGGUGCGAUCAACUCGGAAAACAUGUCUCCUUCAUCGGGCACUGGUUCGUCUCCAGUGAUAGCGGACCUGCGCCUCAGGUCACCGCCUCCGCCUUCCGACAUUGCCAGCCGCAGAAACCUGCGGCGUCCAGCGCCGCUGGGACCUCUGUCGCUCCGGACCGAUUGCGUUGGAAACGGACCAAAGACAGGUAUCGACGUUGCGCCCCGACGGAUGGACAACGCACGCACGAUCAGGAGGAUGUCGUCGGCGACCGGAAGCUUGACAGGUCGCAUACAAAAAUCUCUGGCCCUGAACUCUGGAGGACCACGCUCUCCGUUUCCCAUCGAUCGCAAGAAGGAGGCCCUGCUACAAGGCAUUCAGAACGUCCAAUCUCCCCCUAUCAUGGCGUCUCUGAACAGCGCCAUGUCCCCGAUGACCAAUGGUGGUUCAGAUGAUGAGCAGGCGUAUACCUUUGGCUCUUGUGGGGCGGUCAGUGGGAUGUCGUCCAUGCCGCCAUUUAAAUCCGAAGCUGGAAUCAAGACACCGCCUGGGACGCCUGGGCUAGGUGUUCACUUCCGUGAUCCAUUCGCGUACUCGGCCCCGGCUGACAACGCUUGGGGUUACGUGUCUUCGGAUGAGCCUCUACCCACCCCUGGCCUGUGCAGCAAUGGGGGCUCUGAGCUGGAUUACUCCAUGGCGCCGCAGCAGCAGUUGUCUGGUUAUGUUACCAGUCAGCCUGUGACCCCUUCAUUUGCCGCCGCCAUCGGACCGACCUAUAACAACGUAUACGGAACCAACGGCGGAAGUCAUCUGGCUAGAAAUACCGAGUAUACCUUCCCGGAGUCGUACCAACCCGAAUCUUCGUCAAGGUGCUCGCCGGCUGGCCAGUUGAGGGCAAAACAACAACAAUUUCAGUUUGCUCAAAACGUCACGCCUCAAGACUUUAGUCAUGAAAAGUGAAGAAGCAAAAGAAAUAGCCGGCCGGACUGAGGCGCAGCUUGCUGGGCGUCUUUCUUUCAGGCUGUUUUGAUUACACGUUUGGGAUGGCAGACUCCUCUGAGCUGCUGGUUUCCCUCCUCACGUGGGUUGACGUAUGUUUUGAGAUGCCGUCAUCUCAUUCCUGUUGUGGUCCUCUUUCGGACGCAAUGUGCCAACACUUUCUCUUUGCAGCAUCUUAUCUUGUCCUCACUACUACUGAGGCGGAUAUAAGUUGCAUACCGCCAGUAUCGUCUCUUGAGGCCGCUCUCGAAGAUCAGGUGACAUUUGUCCCAAGGCAGGAUCGGCUUUGUUCCUCUCUGCAUUGGCCGAAUUUUUUUCCCCAGGACCGAGAGAUGCCAUUCUGCGACGAACCACUUCUCACGCCAUUAAGUUGAAGAGAUAAGGGAGCGUACCCGCAAACGCGAAUACGCGGGGCUCACGAAUCUUCAAAUAACGUCAAUCGCUAUACAUCCCGCUAGGAUAGGGCAAGGUCCAAAAUUAGCGAAACAGUUUGAGAGGGACGUGAGAGAAGGGAUGGCGAGAUGCAAGGUUUUCUUGUGACAGGUCCGAGUGAUAAAGAAGCAUUUUGGAUGCAUUGGUAUGAUGGGUUACAUCAAAGACAUAUAUAUAAACGACGGGGCUACUUUCUGUGGGCGCCUGUCCGCACUUCUCUGGGUUGGAGACAUAUGGAGAACUGGGUUUUGGCCACGGAUACCCGUAUGCAAAGGAACUUGGGAUGGGAGUAAAGGGAGGCAAAGGGGCCUGUGGGAGGUAUUUUUUAUUGUCCUUUUUUUUUGGGUGUAUGUGUGUGUGUGUGUGUGUGUGUGUGUCCGGUGUGGAAAUUAAUGCCGUGAUUAGCCCAUUAUGGGCCUUGAAAUACCGAAGUGGAAGGAGAGGAAUAGUGUCUGCUCUUUCUGGCAGAACACCUUGGUCCGUUCUGCUUCUCGUGUUGUAUUAUUUAUCUCUUUCGGCUGCCCUUUUGUCACUGGCCAUGAGGGAGCGAAAUCAAGAGAUGACAAGCGAAUAUGAAAGAUAUUUCGAGUAUGAAAGAAGAAGAAGAAAAAAAAUCAUAUUUCAU